Messenger RNA from Jatropha curcas, 2388 nucleotides. RefSeq lists its product as uncharacterized. The record is from RefSeq and is a predicted model, not a curated record. Lineage: Eukaryota; Viridiplantae; Streptophyta; Magnoliopsida; Malpighiales; Euphorbiaceae.
ACGCCGUUUUGAACUAAAUCACUUUAAAACAAACUCUGAAAUUGAAUCCAUCACAACGGGGAUUCCCUCUCCAUAGCGAGGCCUUCCUCACUUCGGCCAUUUCCCUCUGCAACUUACUAAUUCCUCAAGACUUGUAAGCAGCUAUUUGCAUUGAUUGAGCAUCAUGGAUGGUAAGAAAAUUCCUUUCAAAGUGGGCCAAAUUGCAGAGGCAAGAACUUUUGAUCCAGGUUUUCGUGGUGCAUGGUUUCGUUGUAAGAUUAAGGAGGUUAGCUGGAAAAAGCGUGAUGUGAGGUAUGCCUUGGAAUACUUUGACUUUCCUGAUGAAAAGGUAGAAUGGACACACCUUUACCGAAAGACUGGUAAAUCUAAGGGUGCAAAAUUGGUGUUGCGCCCUAGCUUUCCUCCUGUUUAUCGUGAAAGCCAGUUACCUGAUAUCACUGCUAGCUCAGACGUGGUAGUCAUUGUGAAUGAUGCCUGGAAGGUGGGAGAUUUAGUUGAUUGGUGGUCUGAUGAUUGUUAUUGGUCUGGCAGGAUAAGUGAAAAGAUAGGGAAUGAGAAGUUUCGGAUUAAGUUGUUUCCACCUCCUGCUGGUGAAGGGUUAUCUUAUGAUGCCUCCUGCAAAGACUUGCGUCCUUCCUUGGAUUGGACUCCAGAGCAUGGUUGGACAGUGCCUAAACCUAUGGUGCCUCACUUGAACCACUGCAGUUUUCAUGGGAGUGAAGACUGCAACCCCUGUGCUCGGUUAGUCAAACCUGUGAAUCAAGCAGCCUUUAAAAACUUGACAGCUAAUUCUGUUGAUGAAGGGGAAAAGGACCUUAAUACUGCACUUUCUUCUCAUACAUCAGCUAGUCAUUUGCAACCUCCUGAUGUAUCAGAGCAAGAGGCAAAAGACCCUGCUGUAUACAUGGAGACACAAACGCUAGAAAUCAAGGACUUAAGAAAUAGUGGUAGUGGCAAAACUAGUUGCUCAGAUAGUGUUUCAACUUUACAAAUUGGAGAUGCAUCAACUGAAGUUGCAGGGGAUAUUGAAGGGAAAAACAGCCACUAUGACAGUGGUCCACCAAAGAAGAUGAAAACUGAUGGAAGCAUUUCCUUGAACUCCAUGUGCUCUGACACCAUAGACGCUAAACUUUUGGACUUGGAGGAACUGGUAAACCGGGUCAAAUGGAUCAAGGAUAUCUUCGAGUUUGGGUUACCUUUGCCAAAUUCUGUGCGCCCUUCUUGGAAGUUUGUGGAACACCGGGCUUCAUCCUUGCCAAAAUGAAUGCAUUCUGCAAAGAGUGUAUUGCCACAGGAGGAGCAUGAGAACAUGUGGGAUAAAUAAUGUGAUCAAUUUGCUUUCAGUGAACUAGUUGUUGACCCUAUUUUUAAAUAGGUUGCUGCUGCACGGGCUACCCUUAUGGUGCGGCUGUGUAGGGCUGAACAUAAUUGAGCCUAGUGGAGUUCUAGAAUGAUCAAGCUCAUCUCACUUUUUAUCUGUUCAUGAUAAGCUUAAUUUGGGCUCAGCUUGAAUCUGUGAGCCAGAGCUUUGCUUGUAAAAAUCUGGCAGAGGUCAUUUUAUGGCUUGAGCCACCACAAAAAAUACCGUUAGUCAGAUUUCUAAAUUUUCCUACAUCUCUCAUUUUCCUCUGAUUGGGGAUCAAGAUAUUAGCAUAUUUGCUAGCUUGGCUGGACUUGUAAACUUGAGUAAUAAAACCCUGGAUUGCACUGGAUCAACGCAAGAAAAAUAAUUUUAUUUCCUUUCUACUUGUAUUCUAUUGUUAAGUCUAACAUUUUGGUGUCCAGGAUUUCAUUGGAUCAAUGUUCUUGGAACCUGAUGUCUCUGUUAUCAUGCUCUUUUUUCUUUUACCCUGCUUGCUAGAUUGAUGCUAUCAGAUGAUGGGUAGCUGAGAUAGGUCAGUGAGCUGCUUAUGUUCCUUUAAUUUGCUUUUCUCUAGUGUUCUCUACUACAUUAUGUAUCAGACUGACCUGUGAGCCUUAAUUCUAUCGGGGAAUAAUGAAGAAGAGGAUUGGAGCUGAUUAGAAUUUCAUGGAUACUGCAUGAUUCACUCGAAUGUAUCUGACAUAGUUGUUGAGAAUGGAUGUACUCCCACGGACAAUGUAGACCGGUAGUCUCACUUUUAUUGUUGGUAUUACUCGUGUCAGGCUGCUACAAGCACUCUCGAUGUAUCGCAUGGAUUACGAGGAAGAACUGUUUUAGUUAGAGCAGAAAGAUUUGUAAUUAAUUGAACAAACUUGUAAAGCUUUUUAUGCCUCCUCUUUAUACUAGUGAUCUGGUGUUCUCUUCCUUUGAUUGCAUUCUAUUUCGGUUUGCAGAUAAAAGUUGAGAUUAAACAUAAUAUUUGUAACAGCAUUUUGUAUUCUAUAUGAGCAAGCAUCAUUUUCAAA